CCGGCCCCGCUGGCGCCGCCCGCAGCUCCCGCGGCUCCUCUGCCUAUUUUAGUCACAGCCGCGGCUCCGUCAGCCUCGGGCUGUUGCCGUCCUGUCCGGGCGGCCCGGAAAGUUUUCCGCGGGGCAGCAUUGUUUCGUACGAAGGGUGGGUUUGGCGUUCGCCCGUCGGGGGCUGAAACGAAGCUGCGGAGCGCAGAGCGGGGCUGCGGGCUGGCACUGCGGGUCCGUCUGUGAGCGCUGGAAGCAGAAGGGAGAGGCAGCCCCCGUCCGCUCCGCUGCGGGCCGCGCUGCCGCGGGGGAAGGUUUUCUCCUCGUGUGGAUACUUUGUUGACUAUGAAGAAUGAACGUGUUGUUGCAUUUUCUCUUGGGAGUCUCCAAGAUGAAUACUACAGCAAUGAGCCCACUCACCGUUACUCCACUAAGUUUUGUUCCAGACUUAAAAAAUUCCACCCUUGAUCCUCUCAAUGAGACUGCAUGUGAAAACUGGAAAGAGAUUCAUCAUCUUGUUUUCCACGUGGCAAAUAUUUGCUUUGCAGUUGGACUGGUUAUUCCAACUACUUUAAAUCUUCAUAUGAUUCUUCUGCGAGGCCUGCUCACCAUAGGAUGUGCACUAUUCAUCAUUUGGGCUACACUCUAUCGUUGUGCCUUGGACAUAAUGAUCUGGAAUUCUGUGUUUUUGGUUGUCAACCUUUUGCAUUUCAUAUACCUAGUGUAUAAAAGAAGACCGAUCAAGAUAGAGAAGGAGCUUAGCAGCCUCUACAAGAGAAUGUUUGAACCUCUCCAUGUGCCUCCAGAGCUCUUCCAAAGACUAACUGGACAAUUCUGCAACAUUCAGACUUUGAAGACAGGUCAAGCCUAUGCAGCAGAAGAUAAAACAUCAGUUGAUGAUAGGCUAAGCAUCCUGCUGAAGGGGAAAAUGAAGGUGUCUUAUCGAGGGCAUUUUCUGCAUAAUAUUUACCCCUGUGCCUUUAUAGAUUCUCCUGAAUUUCGAUCAACGCAGAUGAACCGGGGUGAGAAAUUCCAGGUCACCAUUAUUGCCGAUGAUAACUGCAAGUUCCUGUGCUGGUCCAGGGAGCGGCUGACUUACUUUCUGGAGUCUGAGCCAUUUCUUUAUGAGAUCUUUAAGUACCUUAUUGGCAAAGAUAUUACAAAUAAACUUUAUUCAUUGAAUGACCCAACCUUAAAUGACAAGGCCUCAAAGAAGAUUGACCGACAGCCCAGCCUUUGCUCCCAGCUCUCCGUGAUGCAGAUGAGGAACAGCAUGGCCAGCACCAGUGACAGCGAGGAUGGCUUGCAGAUGUUUCUUCGUGGGACCUCCUCUGCAUCCUCUCUUCGCCCAGGCCGCACAUCUCCUUACCUGAGAACUUCAGCAAAGAUGAAGCCCAUAGAAGAAAGUGUUGAAGAUGAUGUCUUUGAAGCACCAUCUGCUGAUAAGCUUGAGCUCCAGCGGCUGCCUUAAACAGUUGUGUCCUCAGGUGUAUCAGAGCUUGCACAAAGCUCCAGUGCAACAGGAAAGAGCUGAAUUUGGGAGGAAUCUGAAAGCUAAGCCCACCUCUCCAUGUCUGAAUUUACUGCAGCAUAUGCCAGUGGUAUCUAGAUGGAAAUGUCAUGUUUUAUUUUACUUCUAAAUAAAAUAAAAUAAAUUAAAACUC
Molecule: messenger RNA, 1652 nt
Organism: Onychostruthus taczanowskii (white-rumped snowfinch)
Lineage: Eukaryota; Metazoa; Chordata; Aves; Passeriformes; Passeridae
Gene: POPDC1
Product: blood vessel epicardial substance
Exons: 9
Coding region: 341-1459 (372 amino acids)
Cellular component (GO): sarcolemma
Molecular function (GO): cAMP binding
Source: RefSeq, a predicted model, not a curated record